This is a messenger RNA of Heterobasidion irregulare TC 32-1, 1218 nucleotides long. RefSeq lists its product as uncharacterized. NCBI's taxonomy places the organism in Eukaryota, Fungi, Basidiomycota, Agaricomycetes, Russulales, Bondarzewiaceae. The record is from RefSeq and is a predicted model, not a curated record. The coding region runs from base 1 to 1218 and encodes 405 amino acids. The transcript has 6 exons.
AUGGGCUACCGGUUCCCUGAACUGCGCUUUUGCGGCGGUUCUCCGGCCAAUUGGAAGGCCAAGAAAGUUGCUACGGACAACUACCCCGCAUUCAUUCAGGGUUUGUUGCAAAAGGAGAUGAUACACUUACUCAGGCCGGCACCAUUGAGUGCAGUGAAGCGAAAAAAUCCUUCUGACAAUAACCAACUAUCCGACUCUGAACAUAACAGUGAUAUAGUCCUUAUUGAUGAUUUGUCACCAUCGUCUCGCGGCAAGCGGCAAGUACAGAAGCUCAAGACACCAGCAUCUGCAAGACAUAUCACAGCCAAACGAGCACGACGCACCCAUGCUAUGCCCUCGGUCGCUAUGAUCACACAAGAUCCUUUAGCCGAUGUCUUCACAACAACAUCAUCACCGUCAACAGCAGAGGGCCAAGUUGCCAACACGACGUUUACCACAGAUGACAGGGAUGGGAACCUGUUUGGAGGUAAUCUGCGGCAAACUACAGUGCCCUUGAGUGUCCCCGACCUGUUUGCCAUGACACUAUUGAUGCCAAUUUUGCAUACAGUCACCCAGGACAGUAGUAUCGAUUCCUCAGCACCAUAUGUCACUGCUAGCAACCAUGGAGCAACCACGAGCACUGUCGCCCCGACAGAGAACACUUCUGCAAACACCAAUGAUGGAGCAACCAUGAGCACUGUCGCUUUGACAGAGAACGCUUCCACAAACUCUGUUCUCCCCCUCAAUAGGGCAUCCCCCGCGGGUCCGGAGAGUGGUGCCAAUGCACCCGUUGAGCCAGCCACCUACAAUACUGUCAGCAGUGUUGUUGAGACGUCCAACACUUCCAUCACAACCACCGGUGACACUAACAAGGGGCACGCUGCCGCAGAACAAUCAACAACGACCACCGUGAUGACACCAAAUCCUGGUGUGAGCGUAGAACAAGCCUCGGGAGCAAUCACAAUGGCAUCAAAUCUCGGAGUUCCCUCCACAUGCGUGAGCUCCACUGAAGCGAGAGAUGGCGGCAAUAGUGCGAAGGACACUGGCCAACCUUUGUGGCCACUACGUACGGUGACUGCAAGAAAUAUUUGUGGAGCUCAGUGGAAGGAACAAAAUUGUGAUGCUACCAAGGAAGCCUUUGAUACCUAUUGGAAGAUGUUGUCCAAGCAGGACAAAAAGAUCUACACUACUGAAGCAAAAUCAAUGGUACGUAUUGUGAUCAAGGCGGCCUGCUUGUGA